GGCAUCAAAGGUCGACGGCGGCGAAGAACCUGGAAUUCGGAAAGAGAUUCGUUCAUUUUUCUGAAUUUUUUCGUUGAUAAAUACCACCAUGCCUCGCAUUCAGAUAAAAGGGGGUGUGUGGAGAAACACAGAGGAUGAGAUUCUGAAGGCAGCUGUGAUGAAAUAUGGCAAAAACCAGUGGUCCCGAAUUGCUUCACUUCUUCACCGGAAGUCUGCCAAACAGUGCAAAGCAAGAUGGUUUGAAUGGUUGGAUCCAAGUAUCAAGAAGACAGAAUGGAGCCGUGAGGAAGAUGAGAAAUUGUUACAUCUGGCCAAGCUGAUGCCUACACAGUGGAGAACAAUAGCACCUAUUGUUGGACGGACAGCAGCCCAGUGUCUGGAGCGAUAUGAAAUCCUCCUAGACCAAGCCCAGAAGAAGGAAAUGGAUGGAGAUGAUGUAAACGAUCCACGGAAACUGAAGCCUGGAGAGAUUGAUCCUAAUCCAGAGACCAAACCAGCGCGGCCGGACCCUAUCGACAUGGAUGAAGAUGAGCUUGAGAUGUUGUCGGAGGCCCGUGCGCGUUUGGCCAACACCCAGGGUAAGAAGGCCAAACGCAAAGCCCGAGAGAAACAGCUGGAAGAAGCACGUCGCUUGGCUGCCCUACAAAAGAGACGAGAACUGCGGGCAGCCGGCAUCGAGACGCGCAAGAAACGCAACAAGAAGCGUCGCAUUGACUACAAUGCCGACAUCCCCUUUGAGAAGAAGCCAGCACCAGGAUUCUACGACACCUCGGAGGAGAAUGUGUCGGCGUUGGACCCUAACUUCAAGCGGUUGAGACGCCAAGAUAUGGAUGAAGCAAGAAGGGAUGAGAUAGAAGAGAAAGAACGCAGGAAGGACAAACAACGUCUGAAAAAGAAGAAAGAAAACGACCUGCCAUUAGCCAUCUCAGCCACAAAUAAAUUGGCAGAGCCCCAGAAAAAGCGAAGCAAACUUGUCUUACCAUCGCCACAGAUAUCUGAUGCAGAGCUUGAGGAGGUUGUAAAGCUGGGGCAAGCUAGUGAGAGUGCCCGGCAGAUUGCUGAAGAAGGAGGCAUGGCUAAUGGAGCAUCUCAAGCCUUGCUGGCUGAAUACAACGUCACCCCUGGACCAGGUAGCCUUCGCACACCAAGGACACCUGCACAGUUUGAUACAGUACUUCAGGAAGCCCAGAACAUCCUAGCUUUGCAAAAUGUAGACACACCCCUGAAGGGAGGCAUGAACACGCCCAUUGCCCAGUCAGACUUUGAUAGCAUCACACCACGCCGGGCAGUAGUGGCUACGCCCAAUACUGCCUUCUCCACUCCUUUCAGAACCCCUGCCCGUAGUGAUGGUAUGACACCCCGACAUGGCAUGACGCCACACUUGGGCCAGACCCCUGGACAGACCCCAGGACGCACCCCUGUAAGAGACAAACUCAAUAUUAAUGCAGAGGAGGCUUAUGGUGACAUGGAUGACAUGAUGCUGGCCAAGCAGCACCAGAAACAGCUGAAGGGAGAGUUGAGGCGGGGCUUGGCUAGCCUCCCAGCUCCCAAGAACGACUUUGAGAUUGUCAUCCCAGAAGACUCGGAAGAUCACAGGACUGAGGACAAUGAAGCAGAUGUCAACUUUGUAGAAGAUGCUGCUGAUGUGGAGUUGAAGCGAGCUGCUCGAUUGGAAGAAGAAAGACGGCAGGCCCUGAGGCAGCGAUCUCUCGUCAUCCAGCGAGGUCUCCCUCGACCCUCUGACAUCAACACCUCCAUCUUGAGACCCAAGGACCUUGAUGCACCCAUGACUGAGAUGCAGAAGGCGGAAGAGUUGAUCAAAGAAGAGAUGAUCACCAUGCUGCACUAUGACAUGUUGAAGACACCUUCGCUUGAUGCCAUCGGCAUCAGACGUGUGGAGAAGAUCAUAGCCAAGCCCAACCUAGCUUCUCACUCAACUUACUUGGAUAAGAUUCCCUAUCAACAGGUGGAUGAACAGGCCAUGGCUGAGGCCCACAAACUGUUGGAAAAGGAGAUGGAGGUGGUCCAUUCUGGAAUGGGCCACGGAGAUCUCUCCCUCGACGCUUACAGUCAGGUAUGGGACGAGUGUCAGAGCCAGGUGCUGUACCUUCCUGCCCAGAACCGCUACACGCGUGCCAACCUGGCUAGUAAGAAGGACCGGAUUGAAUCGGCAGAGAAGAAACUUGAGGCCUAUCGCAACUUCAUGACCAAGGAAGCCAAGAGGGCAGCCAAACUGGAGAAGAAACUGAAGAUCCUGUGUGGAGGGUACCAAUCACGGGCUCUGGGCUUGAUCAAACAGCUGGGGGAUAUGUACGAACAGGUGGAACAGACUAGUAUCGAGCUGGAGACAUUCGAGGCACUCAAGAGGAACGAGGAUGCUGCUAUCCCCAAGAGACUAGAGUCACUGCGUGAAGACUUAAAGAGACAGACAGACAGGGAGAAAGAACUACAGAAACGUUUUGCCGAUUUGACCUUUGAGAGAGAUGUCGUCCUCAGUCAGAAUCAUUGAGACAGUCCCAUUUGAAGAACAGCCCAACCUGUGUAUACAUGUACAGGCAGCUCAUCUUUAUUCAACCUGUUGUUCCCUCCACCGCCCCCAGGAAUUUUUGAAUUCUCUCGGCUUCCUUUUCUAGAAUAACUUCUUGAGGCCUCUCUUCACAUGGAGGGAGUCCUCCUAGCUUGUAUGAUGUUGGUCCGCCCUUGACAAAUCACUAUGACUGGUAACAAGCGUUGACCAUUUAUCCUUGUAUUUGUUUGAAAAUGUUUAAAAACAGGAGCCAGUGGGUGCAUGUAUGAGGUUGUGCGUUCAGGUUUGCGUCCAGGUUUCAAAUGAAACAAGUGUGUGGUUGUAUGAUGCUUGUAAAUUUAUGAGGUCCUAAUGAUGCUAAACAGAUGUGCACAUGUAUUACCAAUGAAACUGCUGUGGUUGGGGGCAUUUAAUGAAAUGAAAAUGUUUAACUUUUUGGGGGGUAUCUUUUUCCUUGUUACUGUUUUAUUUCCUACUAUUACAUUUUUACAGGGAAAAAACACGACUCGUCCAGUCAUUCUGUAGAUAUAUUUGACAGUCACGGCAUAUGCAAACAUUGUGUAGAAACCAACACCAUGAAUUUUAGUUGCCCUUUUAAUUGCUUCAGUAUGGACAUUUUAUGUUUUAAAAGAUAGAUGUAUUCCAACCCAUGGACUUGUGACAGGCAGGAUAUUUUAUCCUUAACCCUAACCCUCCUCAAUCCUUCACCUGUUGGAGGACUGAGGAGUGUUAGGGUUAAGGAAAAAAAAUGAGAAAAAUCUCCCCAAUACAUAUAUUAUUAUUAAAAUAGUGCAGGACAGAAUGGUAGAAAUGAAGGAUAUAAUAAGAUUAGAAAAAAAUCUAAAAUCCUUUUAUAAUAGGAACUUUAUCAUGCCUGAUGUAACUACAUGCAAAAGCACCCUUGUAUAUAUACACAUCUCACAAUAAAUGUCCCACAAGAAUAACCCCAAGGAGUCAAAACAAA
Molecule: messenger RNA, 3491 nt
Organism: Acanthaster planci (crown-of-thorns starfish)
Lineage: Eukaryota; Metazoa; Echinodermata; Asteroidea; Valvatida; Acanthasteridae
Gene: cdc5l
Product: cell division cycle 5 like
Biological process (GO): mRNA splicing, via spliceosome; regulation of transcription by RNA polymerase II
Cellular component (GO): Prp19 complex; spliceosomal complex
Molecular function (GO): DNA-binding transcription factor activity, RNA polymerase II-specific; RNA polymerase II transcription regulatory region sequence-specific DNA binding
Source: RefSeq, a predicted model, not a curated record